Messenger RNA from Helicoverpa zea (corn earworm), 3642 nucleotides. RefSeq names its product spondin-2 (gene mspo). Gene Ontology annotation, biological process: cell adhesion. The record is from RefSeq and is a predicted model, not a curated record. Bases 337 to 1626 code for a protein of 429 amino acids. Lineage: Eukaryota; Metazoa; Arthropoda; Insecta; Lepidoptera; Noctuidae. Gene Ontology annotation, cellular component: extracellular matrix. The transcript is spliced from 8 exons.
CACUCCGUCCGAGCUGCUAGUUUGGCCCGCGACCUCGCGCCGCGAGCACGUGUCGAUCGGCAACCGGCCUCCCCCCGACACGAUACAGGCGUGUUUUCACCGACAUAUAAAUGAAAAUUUGAUCAAAACUACAUUUUGACGCAUCGUGUGUUCUUCUCAAGCAUAGACUGUGUAUGUAAUCAAACUUUGUGUGCGAAGGAUUUGAGUGUAUAAUGUAAACGUUGCAGAGACGGUGAGUGCAACGUUUUCAGUGCCAAUUUCAGGUACAAACGCGAAAUGUUGUGACAUCGACCACUAUGCCUUAGUGUUGUGAAAGUAUCGAUAGCCGAUAUCGAUAUGGCGCGGUUGUUACUAGUGUUGUUGCUGCCGGCGCUCGCCGCAGCGGCAGUCGGUGACACUGAUGUGUGCAACCCGGAUAAAAUGACUGUGUACAAAAUGGUGCUGCAUACGUAUUGGACAAGGGAGAAAUUCCCGAAACAUUACCCGGAUUGGCGACCGCCGGCUCAGUGGUCCAAAGUUUAUGGUGUAUCACACGACCGAUCAUACGUGCUCUUCCGACUCGGACGUCGGGUCUCGGCCCCAGUCCGACAGUUCGCCGAGUCGGGCCGAUCAGACGCGCUGGGCUCGGGCCCGGGCACGCUCGAUGUGUUCGGCGGCCCCGCGGUUGGACAAGGCGCGGGGAGGACUGAGGCCGAGUUCUUUGUUGAUGGCAAUCAUUCUAGGGUGUCAGUAAUGGCGAGGAUGAUCCCGUCUCCUGAUUGGUUCAUUGGAGUGGACAGCUUCGAUCUCUGCGUGGAUGGGAACUGGCUUGACAGCAUCACUAUUGAGGUGGACCCACUAGACGCGGGGACAGACAACGGCUUCACAUUCACCGCUCCAAACUGGCCGACCGCUCCACAGGGCGUGGCUUACCGCAUCACUUCGAAAUACCCGUCGCACCCAGCUGGCUCCUUCUUCUAUCCGCAUCUCAGGAGACUGCCGCCGAUUGCUACGUUUCAGUUUAUAAAGUUACGCGAAUACGAGCUCUCCGAAGUAUUUCACCGCAACACCGACGACAGGAGAUACGAUGUCUUACAACUGGACAAGAUGAACCAUAACAACAUAGAUGUGCUGGACGGUAACAGGGCUCUGUCGAUUGCUGAAGAAGUGGAGCGACAAGAACAGGCGCCCAGGAUAUACUCGGAGGGAUCCAUGACCACGUCUGAUGGGGCUUAUUCGUAUUAUUCUUUAACGAACGCGACAUCGAGUACGACCGAAGAGCCUCGCUCGGCUAACGAGCUCCCGACGUCGGCGCCGGCAGCCAGUGAGAGGUCAGCUCUUCGGAGCCUCGCGAGGAGGUACCGGGCGAGGAGGAGGCGUAAGCUGCGCGCUGAUAAUACUGAUCCCGCUGAGCGGAGGAAGCGGAAAAGAGCUAGACUGUUAGACUGCCGGGUAUCAGAAUGGAGUGAAUGGAGCCCAUGCCGCAGCGACGGCGGCUGCGUGGGUUCAGCAAUGCGUACGCGCCGAAUCAUAAGACGACAGCGGCCGGGAGGCGCGCCGUGUCCGCCCACGGCGCUGUCACGGUGGUGCGCGACCAACUGCACAGCGCAGCAGACGCACGAAGACUGGCGAAAUAAUCUCACGUAAUUCUGAAUUUACAUGAUUCUGUUUUCGAAUUUUGAAUUAUUUUCUUUUGUGCCAGGGUUUGAAGGCAGUGUUUGAAUUUCGAAAGUUGAAUACUCACAUCAGAGAAAUGUACCUAUAUUAUCUGAAGGAUGAUGUCAGUUGGCCAUCUUUGCACAAUGUACUGUUGUUUGAAUGUUAGUUCAAAUAUUGGCUGCAAACUAUGAAGUGAGUAAACAAGGCACAACUCUAUUAGUGGCCAGAUUCUAAUACAUAUUAUAACUUUCCUUUAAUCUAUUUAUGACGACUGUUUAUUAUUUAGCAUCUGUGUCUGUCCGUCCAAGUAUAAUUUUGUUUCGAAUUCCAAUCAUUAAUUUCGCAUUUCAAUUUUCUUUCGGAUGUAAAGUGCGUGGGGUGUAAAAAUAUAAUAAAAAUGUUGUAUAAAAUAAAAAUAGUAAGAGAUGACUGUCAGUGUUGGAAAAUAAUAGAUAGUGUUCGAUUCAUUAACGCUGUACCUAAUUAUGCUUUUUUCCGAUUUUGUUUGUUGGUCAAUUAUCGUUAAGAGUGACUAAGAUUUAGGAUAAGAAAGUCACACGGCGUUACUUCAUUACUGAAUUUGUUUGGAAAAAGCUUCAGCAAAUUAUAUAAAAAAAAAAUUGGAAACAAAAUAUUCUUCCAAAUUAGAUAUGUUAGAAUAAAGCUUUCCAAUCUCUUAGAAUCUUACAGAAUUAUUUUUAAAAACUAUAAUAUGAAUUAUUACAGAUUUUUGCUCUAGUACAAAAUGAUGUCGUGUCUUAUGCUAUUAAAAAUAAAAUAAAGAAAGUAAUAGUAUUAUAAUUUGUAUUUAUCAAUAAUCAAUUUUCCGUAACCUCUUCACUAUAACUACUCAUAGAUCCCUGACAAUACUUUGGGAGUUUAUAAUAGAAAAAAAUACAUAUCGUUUACUUAAGUGUUUAAACUUUGUGACAGUAAUCCAAUAAAAGUGUAGAAAUUAUUUUAGUGUUAAAUGGAUCCAAAGAUGCAGCUUUUAUUUUUCAUACAAAUGAAUAAUGUAAAAACUUUUAAUGAACAAAUAAAAUUAAACAGAUUAUUGAACAACCCAUAUGGACUUUUUGAAAUAAGUCUAUGGGUAGAGUGCGAGUUAACAAGGUUAAAAUAUAUUUAAAAAAACAAAACAUCAAAAUAUGCAGUUAAUUGAAUUCUUUCCAUUUUUUUAACAGUUCAGUUUCCGUAAGUGAUUGACUUCGUUUAAAUACGACUAAAAACCAAAUACAUUUUGUAUGACAUAAAAAUAGCUACUAAAUACUAUCUAUCUAAUUUGGUGUGGUCAUUUACGCAGCCAUAAUAUUUAACUUGCAAAUUCGCACUAACAAGGUCUGUUUAUUUUUAUUAACCCACUAAGUAUUAAUUAAGUCUGUACUUAGAUAAGUAUUAAAUAGAUAUUCACAAAGCCUUCUGUGAGACUAUGAAUUUAAUUUGUAAUUGUUUUUCAUUAAAAACAUUGAAAAUACAGUGCUUAGUAGAUGUUGUAUAGUGCCAUUCAUAAAAACAAAUAGAGAGAAAAAGUGUAAAUGUUCAUAAUUUGGGAUUAACUGCACUUUUUCUUCAUAAAAAUGCGACUAUAAAAAGCAUUUCUGUUAAACCAAAAUAGCGGAGGUUCACAUAAUUGAAACUCUUUAGCAAUUUGCUUUAAAUGCCAAAGAACUAUGUUAUACUUCAUUUUGAACUUACAGAUGUUUUUUGAAGAUCAAUUCAUACAUCGGUAAAAGAUUUUUAGUUCUAAAUCCGAUUUCAUAACUUUGUGAAGAUUUUUAUUUCUGCUCAAACUUAGACAAAAAAUAAAAAUGUGUGAGUUGAUCUUAUAAUUAGGCAAAGAAAAAAAAUUUUGUCAAAACACCUAGUUAAUAAAUAAAGCUAUAGUUUAACUGUAAAAUAGAGCCAAAAAGCUGAAAGUGUUAACCCUAGCGUAAUACUCGGAAUAUGUGUAUUUUUUACAAUGUAAAUUAUUCUGAUUUCAGUAAUAAAACAUCUUGAAUAAAA